AGGAGAAGAAGAAGGUGAAAAAGAAGAAGGUGAAACAGAAGAAGAAGAAGAAGAAGAAGAAGAAGAAGAAGGUGAAACAGAAGAAGAAGAAGAAGAAGGUGAAGAAGAAGAAGAAGAAGAGGGUGAAGAAGAAGAAGAAGAAGAAGAAGAAGAGGAAUCAGAGUUCAGCUCUGUUGAUCUGGAUAUAACCUCCAUUCUAAAGUCAGAGAGUGAAGAGGAGGAAUCAGAGUUCAGCUCUGUUGAUCUGGAUAUAACGUCCAUUCUAAAGUCAGAGAGUGAUGAGGAAAUGAGCUCACCUAGCAGAUCAAGUUCAGACAAAAAGGUAAAGUUCAAAGCCGAGCACACGGUUCACCUUAUCAAGAAAGACAGUGAAAUAGGGAUUAAAGAACUGGGCAAGGUUCACUUUACUGAACCGAUACUGCAAGACGAUCGAAAUUCAGACAAAAAAGUCCCACGAAUAAAAAGAAAGGUGUCAUUUGGUUUCAGCAAGGACAAAUCCUACGGCUACUUUGUCAAUCCGCUAUAUAAAAAAUCUUAUGAAACCGAAAAAAAUAAAAAAAAUGCGUGCGACAAGGACGUUUGUAACCAGUGGAGAACCAACACCCACACUGACUGCUACAACCUGAACCAGUUUAGAGAGAAGGGCCUCCCCACCUCUGGCAGCGAGCCAGAGCCCGGGUUCAUAUCCAGCUCUGUGGGGUUUGUGACCGGUCUGUGUGGUGGGAGACGGAGGGAGACUGACAUGAGGGGCUUCAACCUCAUGGCGUUCAUUAUAUCAGGAGAGUAGUGGUUAUGUGCUCUGUGGUGGGGGACGGAGGGAGACUGACAUGAGGGGCUUCAACCUCAUGGCGUUCAUUAUAUCAGGAGAGUAGUGGUUAUGUGCUCUGUGGUGGGAGACGGAGGGAGACUGACAUGAGGGGCUUCAACCUCAUGGCGUUCAUUAUAUCAGGAGAGUAGUGGUUAUGUGCUCUGUGGUGGGGGACGGAGGGAGACUGACAUAAGGGGCUUCAACCUCAUGGCGUUCAUUAUAUCAGGAGA
Molecule: messenger RNA, 1038 nt
Organism: Bolinopsis microptera
Lineage: Eukaryota; Metazoa; Ctenophora; Tentaculata; Lobata; Bolinopsidae
Exons: 5
Coding region: 287-787 (166 amino acids)
Source: RefSeq, a predicted model, not a curated record